AUGUCACGCCGGGCCCUCCGGAGGCUGAAGGGUAAACAGCGCGGCCAGGAGCCUCUGGGGCCUGGCGCCCUGCAAUUUGUCCUUCAGGAAGAUGAUGACGCAGAAGAAGAGGGGCCGAAACGGGGGCCAGCUGGUCGCCGCCCCCGGAGCACAGGGAAGGAGGGCGUCCGCGUCAAUAACCGGUUCGAGCUGAUAAACACUGAUGAGCUCGAGGAGGAACCCGUGGUGAAUGGGGACAAGUCAGACUGUGUGUCCACAGACCCUGUGGUUUCAGGGAACAGAGGGAGAGCUAAGCAUGGAAGCACGGAGGCCAAGGUGGAUGAAGGGAUUGAUGAGUCAGCAGCUGCUGGACAGUCUCAUUCCAGUGGCAAACACCGGAAGAAGAAAAAGAAACAGAAGAACAGGAAAAGCCCGUCAGGAGAGACUCUGGAAAAUGGACUGGAAGAUAUCGACCGCAUCUUAGAGAGGAUUGAGGACAGCAGUGGGUUGGUCCGGCCCGGCCCACCAGCCCUGGGUGCCAGGAAGCACGUGCUCCAUGUGGAGCACAGACACUUGAAUCCAGACACAGAACUGAAGAGGUACUUUGGUGCUCGGGCGAUCCUGGGGGAGCAAAGGCCUCGGCAGAGACAGCGCAUGCACCCCAAGUCCAUGUGGCUGACGAACCCCAAGAGCACCUGGCCCCGGUACUCCAAACCAGGUCUCUCAAUGCGGCUGCUGGAGACGAAGAAAGGGCGCUCUUUAUUUGCCUUUGAACACAGCGAGGAGUACCAGCAGGUGCAGCACAAGUUUCUGGCGGCCGUGGAGUCCAUGGAGCCCAACAACAUUGUGGUCCUGCUCCAGACGAGCCCCUACCACGUUGACUCGCUCCUACAGCUCAGUGAUGCCUGCAGGCUCCAGGAGGACCAAGAGAUGGCCCGCGAUCUCAUAGAGAGAGCACUGUACAGCAUGGAGAUGGCGUUCCACCCCCUGUUCAGCCUCACCAGUGGGACCUGCCGGCUGGAUUACCGCAGACCCGAGAACAGGAGCUUCUACCUGGCGCUGUACAAGCAGAUGACCUUCCUGGAGAGGAGGGGCUGCCCACGCACAGCCCUGGAGUACUGCAAGCUCAUCCUGAGCCUGGAGCCGGACGAGGAUCCCUUGUGCAUGCUGUUGCUGGUGGAUCACCUGGCGCUGCGGGCCCGCAGCUACGAGUACCUGGUCUGCCUCUUCCAGGACUGGGAGGCUCAUCGGAACCUGUCCCAGCUCCCAAAUUUUGCUUUCUCUGUGCCAUUGGCAUACUUCCUGUUGAGUCAGCAAGUCAACCGCCCACAGCACGAGCUCAGCGCUGCCAGGGAGAAGGCCUCGGCCCUGAUCCGGCAGGCGCUCACCAUGUUCCCCGGAGUGCUCAUGCCGUUGCUGGAGUAUUGUAGCGUGCGGCCUGACACCGUUGUCGCCAACCACCCUUUCUUUGGACCCAACGCCCAGAUCAGUCAGUCGCCGGCACUGAGCCAGCUGGUGAGCUUGUAUCUCGGGAGAUCGCACUUCCUCUGGAAGGAACCCGCCAUCAUGAGCUGGCUGGAGGAGAACGUCCACGAGGUGUUGCGAGCAGUGGACUCGGGGGACCCCAGCGUGGGCGCCUGUGAGAGCAGACGGAGGGUGCUGUACCAGCGUGCGCCCAGGAACAUCCACCGCCAUGUGGUCCUCUCAGAGGUCAAGGAGGCCGUCGCCACUCUGCCCCCGGACGUGACCACGCAGUCUGUGAUGGGGUUUGACCCUCUGCCUCCUGUGGAUACCAUCUACUCCUACAUCAGACCUGAGAGGCAAACUCCUGUUGGCCAGGCAAAUACUGUGGCCCUCUUCUUCCGAUCCUUGUUGCCAAAUUACACCGCGGAGGAAGACCGGCUGGAGGAAGAGGGGGGAGGCAUAGCCGAUGGCUUGGACCGCGUCCAGGGCCUGAACAGGCUGAUGAUGGCUGUGCGCGAAAUGAUGGCAAAUUUCCAGUUCAAUGACCUGGACCUGCCACACCGGGAGAACCGGGACGAUCCUGAGAACAUGGAGAAUCCUGAGGGCCGGGGCGAGGGGGAGUGGGACUGA
This is a messenger RNA of Orycteropus afer afer, 2073 nucleotides long. RefSeq names its product transcription factor 25 (gene TCF25). Gene Ontology annotation, molecular function: protein binding. The transcript has 18 exons. The coding region runs from base 1 to 2073 and encodes 690 amino acids. Gene Ontology annotation, cellular component: RQC complex. The record is from RefSeq and is a predicted model, not a curated record. Lineage: Eukaryota; Metazoa; Chordata; Mammalia; Tubulidentata; Orycteropodidae.